UACACGUGCUUACUGCGCAGGCGCAGAAGCACAGUCACGUUGUUAUUCAUUCAUGUGUGACCGACCGGCCACGCAAGAAGACAGUGCGGCAAGGCGAUUGAGCGCAGAUAAGUCAACAAACUGAUAGAUUUUGCCUUUAUUAGUUUGCAGUCACCACAGCAGUACAGUGCAGGCAUCAUGGCUGGCAUACUUCAUCGGACAAUCGGCGGUGCCUUGGUCCGACUCGCAAGUCAAGGAAGCAAGCACAGCCUGAUCCGGUGUCUCUCCACAACGCCACCCCAGCGGCAAGAUUUUGGCAGUCUACCAAGCCUGGAUAAUCCCAGGGUCCUCAUAACGGGAGCUUUGGGGCAGCUGGGACAGGGUCUGGCCAAAGUAUUGCGGAACAAGUACGGUCGGGAUAACGUCAUCAUGUCAGAUAUUAUCAAACCUCCAAAGCACAUUCUUCAGAGCGGUCCCUAUUAUUUUGCGGAUGUUCUGGACUUCAAGAAUCUACAGCAGUUGAUUGUCAACGAGCGCAUUGAUUGGUUGGUUCACUUCAGUGCGCUGCUCAGUGCUGUUGGGGAGCAGGAUGUGCCUUUGGCCAUCAAGGUCAACAUACAAGGUCUGCACAACGUCAUGGAGCUUGCCAAGAUGUACCAACUACGCAUCUUCUGCCCGAGCACCAUCGGGGCUUUCGGGCCGGAAUCGCCGCGCAAUCCCACACCAGAUGUGACCAUUCAGCGACCACGGACGAUUUACGGAGUGUCCAAAGUUCACGCCGAGCUGCUGGGAGAGUAUUAUCACCACCGAUUUGGAGUUGACUUCCGUUCCUUAAGGCUUCCCGGUGUCAUAUCCGGAGACACGACGCCUGGGGGUGGAACAACAGACUACGCUGUGCAGAUCUUCGAUGAAGCCCUGACGUCGGGUUCCUUCAAGUGCUACCUGAAGCCCGACACCAUGCUGCCCAUGAUCUACAUCGACGACUGCCUGCGCGGUGUGGUGGAGAUGCUGGAGGUUCCGCAGGAGAAGUUGGCCCUGCGGACGUACAACAUUGCCGCCGUCAGCUUCACCCCGGAGGAGCUUGCCACCGAGCUCAGGAAGGUCGUCCCUCAACUCGACGUCAUUUACGAGCCCGAUUCACGACAGGAUAUCGCCGAUUCCUGGCCGCAGCGAUUCGACGACUCUGGAGCGAGGACAGACUGGGGUUGGACCCACCACUAUGACCUGGACGCCCUGAUCAGUGUCAUGCUGGAGGUCGUAGGUCAACGGCUCGGCGUGUCGACACGGACUAAAGCGACGGCCAAUAAAACAAGGUAGAACUCCAAUCGCAGCUAUUUAUUUUAUACAAGGUGGAACUAUGCCAGGAUUGUACAUUGAAUAUUUGGAUAUGCACAAGGAUAUUAUUAGCAUGAUAGUGUUAGAGCCUGCGACUGUUGCAUGACGCUCUAACAAAAUUGUAAGUAGGAUUAUAUUUUGUAGUAUUUUAAUCUGGCUUGGUCUCGGACUUGAAAAAGAGUGGAUUUUUAAAAAAUAUUUGCGCAAAUGCAUUUCAAGAUUUCCGACAAAUUGGAUAUUUGUGCAGCUAGCCAAAGCUAGUUUCCAUGCAGUGGGAUUUGAGACGCUUCAAAUGGAGAUUUUACGGUCUUUGAACUUUUGCAAUAUAUUAAACAAUGUCACGAUCCUUUCGAGAAUUAUUUUUGGUCGCUACCAACCAGUGUUUAGCAGGGAGAAAGUUGAAUUUUGUUCAGGGUCUCCGGCCCAUUGCCAUGAAAAGGGUAGGACUCGCAAAAAGCUUGCCAAACAUGCAUUGACACAAAGUGUACUUGUAGAGUGCUGGAGCAUUGAAUUGUGGUCUGGAGCAUUGAAUUUGUGGUCUGCGGGUAAUUCUGCAGGGUGUGGGUUCGAGUCCAGCCUGGGGUCAUGGUGCGUGUGCCCUUUGACAAGGCACUUUGUCAC
Patiria miniata (bat star) is the source of this 1935-nucleotide messenger RNA. Its product is annotated as L-threonine 3-dehydrogenase, mitochondrial-like. Gene Ontology annotation, biological process: L-threonine catabolic process. The record is from RefSeq and is a predicted model, not a curated record. Bases 178 to 1296 code for a protein of 372 amino acids. NCBI's taxonomy places the organism in Eukaryota, Metazoa, Echinodermata, Asteroidea, Valvatida, Asterinidae. Gene Ontology annotation, molecular function: L-threonine 3-dehydrogenase activity. The transcript is spliced from 8 exons.